Molecule: messenger RNA, 3034 nt
Organism: Acanthopagrus latus (yellowfin seabream)
Lineage: Eukaryota; Metazoa; Chordata; Actinopteri; Spariformes; Sparidae
Exons: 9
Coding region: 808-2172 (454 amino acids)
Source: RefSeq, a predicted model, not a curated record
AUACAUUUGUUGAUAAUAAACACUGAAGGUUUCACCAGGAAGUACUUUUUAAUGAGUGACAAUGCUGUGCACAAAUUAGUUUUAUUAUACAUGAAUUGCUGUGCAUCAGUUUACAUAAACACUCAUUUAACACAUAUUGUGUUUAUUAUUUAUCUUCUCACUCUUGAUUACUAAAUACAUUUUAGAACUAAACUGUUUCUACUAUCAGUCAGCUGUAUAAGGUUGUUUACUGUGGUAGUUUUAUACCUAUGUCCAUAUUAUAUUUGUAUACUCACUGAUAUUUGUAUGUUUCCUGUGCUGCACUGGUCAGAUACUGAUCCUGGUACUGUUGUUUUAUUCUGUUCGAUGGUAAUAAAGACUUUCUAUUCUAUCCUGCAGCUCUGCUCCUCCACAAGUCAAAUUUUAUUAGUUAUAAAUUAGUUUUAGAUCAUUUUAAACUGUUGUAAAAGGUCUCUGUUGAUGCUCUGGCUCUCUCUGUCCACCUGUGUUGAAAGUGAAACCACUUUUGUUGAGUUGGUUCAGCCCGGAUUCUGGGCGGGAAGGAGCGGGCUGAACCAUUGUUCACUGGAGGGGUGACAUGUGAGCCGUGAAACUGGAUGUAAUGACAAUCAAAGUUGAAAAAACUAUGAAACUAUGGUGAUUAGAAAACUGUCAUCUUAUGUAUUUUUAAAUGUCCUGUCAAUAACCAGGGCGCAGGAGGGUCAUGACACAUGAUUUACUUGGUAUGUGCCGUGUUUCCUGUUCCCGCCACUGAAAGACCGACAGGCAGCCGUCAGGUCUGGGAUGUAAACAAGCUGUUGAGGAAAGAUGUCGGAUACUGCAGAGAAGGAGUGGAAACCAACUCUGACUGAAGUCCUGGAGGAUCUGGACAACAUACAGUACAGAAAGACGAUGGAAUAUUUGGACAAAAUCCCUAGAAGUCAGAAGAAAGGGAGAUCUGAAGCAAUGAUGGCCCAAAAAAUAAUUGAGUACUACGGACAUGAUGAAUCAAUUUUAAAAAUACGUGAUAUCAUGAAAGAGAUACCGAGGAAUGAUCCAAAGAUUCAGGGACUGUUGGGCCCCUUUGUCAAAAAACUGAGGAACAAAACUGGAAAAGGAAAGAAGAGAAAAUGUGACCCAGUGAAGAAGGAAGACAAUCGUCCAGCAGUUUAUGUUUUGUGUUCAGGGAAGAAGAGGAAAUGUGAUCCAGUGAAGGAGGAAACAAAGCCAGCAGAAGAUCAAAAGAGCAGCCAACCUGUCAAGGAGACGAACACUGAUCGUUGGAAGAAAUCCAUCCGUGAGCUGAAGUCCAGCAGUGCACUUCUCGACACUGACAUCAUUGUUGGGAAAGUUGUUGAGAAAUCCGGUGUGCGCACUUAUAAAACCAAAGAAAAUGUAAAAAAGUAUUUUUUUUACCUGGCAGUCGCCGAUGAGACGGCCAGCAUUAAAUUGAUGGUGUAUGGAAAACCGUUAUAUAAAGAAUUCAUGGAAGAGAAGACCUACAUGUUCAGACGGCUGAUGAAAGACGAGAAUGGUUUUGUUAAGUUUUCGUCACAGAGUAAAUCCUCACAGACGAAACCUGUUCAAGUUCCAGACAAGCUUCAGGCUGAAGCUCGGGAGCUGAUUUAUCCCAACAGUCCAGAUUACUCCAUUGCUGAUGCCAAACUAUCUGCUGUCAGCCGUGUGACUGUUAAAGGAACCAUUACACAGAUUGAUCCUAUCGAACCAGCCGCAGGGAAGAAGAAACAGAAGACGCAGCGUUUCAAGAUAAGAGACGACUCCGAUUCCAUCAACAUCUGCAUGUGGGGUGAAGACACCAAGCAGUGCACAGGAUUAUCAGUUGGUGAUGUCGUCCAGGCUGCAAACAUGAAGACCAACUGGUACCGUGACAUAAUCUCACUGAACUCAACUGGAUUCACUAAAAUUCAGAAGGUUCAAAGUGCUGGCAGCCAGAGUGAGAGAAUUAAAAUUGCAGGAAUCGCAAAAGCCACAAAGACGGAAACUCACCUGGACGCAGUCUUCAGAGACGAGAUGCAGAGGUGUGUUGUGGCUUCUCGACUUCUGGCAAAGGCUUUUGGCUUCGACCUGGAUGGUGAUAUAGAAAAAAAGCUCCUUGACAUCAUUCCAGUGUCAGCAGACGCAGUAAUACAAGGAGGGAAAAUUAAAAAACUCACAGCCGCUCCAGUCAAAUAAUUAAUGAUGCUAAUAAUGUAACUGUUUGUUUCAGUUCAAAGCUUUGUGACAUAUUUUCUCUUCUUGCUUUUACUUUUUUGAAAAUGCGUCAAUGUUUUUUGUGUUGUUGUGUCAAACAUACAGGUGCAACAUUCAUAUUCAUGUUAAUGAAAAUGUCAGUGCAGAUUUAUUUUGAGUACUUUUACAUGUAAACAUGUUGAAAUCAACAUACUUUAUACUUUUUAAUAUGUUCACUUUUUAAAGCAUUGAUCCGUCAUCAUGAAAAAUGUCGGACUUGAUUGUUCUGUUUGUCUUUGUGCUGUUUUAUCGAGCUUGUCAUGUGACUGAAAACAGUUUUUAAUUAAAGUGAAGCAGAAGCUCCAUAAAGUUGAGCUGCAAGUGAAGGUUGUUAAAUCUGCAGAAACACUGGUUAUAACAACCAGUUCAAACAUCUCCUCCUGUGAUAAGAACUUUAGUACGGAUCUUUGUCGCCCCCUAGUGUUUUUUUAAUAUAUAAAUAAUGUUCUUCUUUGUUUUUUUGUUUUUUUUGUAAAUGUCUCCUGCAGUUCAGAACCUCAUUUCUAGCUGUUUGGGAACUUUUCUCAAUGAUCCAUCUUGAGGCGCUGAAACAACACAAACGGGUUUUGUUUUUUUCUUGUUUUUUUGUGCUCUCUGUAGUUUUGUUGAAGUGAUUUUAAUGAGAAAAUUCUUCAUGGACCAAAUUUGUUCUUCUUAAACACAGUGCACACUGAAGUGACACUCUUAUCUCUGCAUGGUGAAUAUUAAAUAUAAUUCUGUUAAAAUGACAUUCUCUUUUGUCCAUCUGUCAUCAUCAGAAAGCAAGUUGUUCUCUUCAAUAAUGUAAAUAAAAUAUAUAAAGAGA